Messenger RNA from Acromyrmex echinatior (Panamanian leafcutter ant), 1233 nucleotides. RefSeq names its product Tektin C (gene Tektin-C). NCBI's taxonomy places the organism in Eukaryota, Metazoa, Arthropoda, Insecta, Hymenoptera, Formicidae. The record is from RefSeq and is a predicted model, not a curated record. Gene Ontology annotation, cellular component: nucleus; microtubule cytoskeleton. Gene Ontology annotation, biological process: cilium assembly; cilium movement involved in cell motility.
AUGGCGAAAAUUGAUAUUGACGUAAAUCGUGUAUUUUCUCCUUCUACCAGAUUUACAUUGGACGAAUGGCAUCAUAAUAAUCAGUUCAGAUAUCGAUGUUCCGAGACUCAAAGAGAAUUAUCGGAUCGGCUUUUAGCCGAAGCGAUGCUCGCAUGUGACUCUGCCAAGGAAAUCGUAAAAGCUAAUAAGGAGGAGACAGAUCAUAGACUGUUAGAAAAACUCAAUGACAUUGAAUUUCGCAAAGGAGAAUUGCUGAGUAUAAGAAAAGAAAUUGCUCUGGAAAUCGAUGCGUUGUCUGUAUAUAAAGAACGAAUUAUAAAUGUACUGAAGUCUGUAAAAAGAAACGCUCUUGCAAUUUGUGAAAGAUGUCUCAUUGCUAGGAAAUGUAGAUUGAGCAUUGAUUUGGUUUACGAUGAUGUUGAAACAAAUCUAUUAAAAGAGUGUGACGUAAUACAAGGAGCGGAAAAUUUAUUGGAUCAAAUAUUAAAAAAUACUUGCGAACAAAUCCGUAAAUUAAAAGCCACAUUAUAUCACACUGAUCAUGAUCUAAAGAAUAAAGAAGACAAUCUACAUAUCGAUCGUCGCAACGUAACUUUAAAAGAAACUGAUUUCAAUUUGAGAAUUUAUCACGAUACUUCGUCUCUCGACAAGUCGGUAGUAAUGUUAAAUGAAUGGGAACUCCAAACAAACAGCAAUGUUAUUGAUGCAAAUAAAGAAAUAAAUAGUGCAAAGCAAUUGCGAUGUUACAUUGAUACGAUAAUUAAGCAAACGAUUGAUGAAUUAAAUAACCAGAAGAAUGUCACAAAUGAAGCUUUCAGACAACGUAUUGAACAGACUCGAGAAGCCAAAACGAAACUGGAACUUCAGCACUCGGAGAUAAUAAAACAAGUUACCGCGAUGUCAAGCAAUAUCACAAGCAUAAAGAAGUCGAUAGCUGAGAAAGAAGGAUAUAUGGCUCUGGCUCAUACAAGAUUAGGUCAUCGAUGUCAACGUCCAGGAAUUGAACAUGCUCAGGAUUUAGUCGAAGUCAAUCUCGUGAAGGAGAUACACGAGUUACGAAAUGUCGUGGCAAAUUUGCAGCGAAUGCUUUGCGCGGCAGAGACAUCGCUACGUUAUUUGCUCAAAACGCAAAUUCAACUCGAAGAAGAUAUCAAUGUGAAGAUAAAUACUUUGAAAAUUGAUGAGGUUGACUGCAUGACUUUACGUCAAAGUAUAGACUAUCGCGCGUAUUGA